Molecule: messenger RNA, 2586 nt
Organism: Hevea brasiliensis (rubber tree)
Lineage: Eukaryota; Viridiplantae; Streptophyta; Magnoliopsida; Malpighiales; Euphorbiaceae
Exons: 2
Coding region: 336-2294 (652 amino acids)
Source: RefSeq, a predicted model, not a curated record
UUGUCCCUGUACAAAAUUGAAUGCUGCUUCUUUCACGUAUCGAAACCUAAAUAUGGUCAAAAUAGUCACAAUUGAUCUGCAGUUCCCUUCUCUACCAUUAACUGCAGAAUAAAAUCCAUAGAGCUAAUCUGCAAUCACUUUUCUGAGCUUUAUCUGGAUGCAUCUGUCGUUCUUCCAUCGGCUACACUUCUUCCAUCUCCCCUGUUUCCCCUUCUCUGUCUCUGUCUUUGUUUUCUUCUCUCUGUGUUUCACAUGCAGAGAGGGGAAUAAAUAUUCAAUCUCUUUGUUUCUGAACAGCCCCUGCCAGUCCGAGAUUUCUCUCUCUGUGUAUAGGAAUGGAGUUAGUUCCUUACACAGACCCGAAUUCAAAGCCAGAAUCCUCUACCGUUCCAUGGCAGGACAUGUUCAGAUCCGCUUCAUUUCGCAAGCCUUCCACAACCAAUCCGGCAAAACCGCCUCCGAAUACAUCCAACACGCCACCGCGCGAGUCAAAUAACAAUAACCCAGAUCACAAUACUACCUUCUCAGGUGAUCCUCAGGUGCGCCUUGCUCUUUACAUAGCCAUGGCCCAUGCCGGCCUUGCCUUUACUAUAUUUGUUCUUUAUUUUGUGUGCAAGCUUUUGCAAGAGUAUUUGAGGCCUAUUCAAUGGGCUGUAUUGUGUUCUAUUCCUUUGAGAGGGAUACAAGAGACCCUUGUUGAUUUUUGGAGUGAGCCUUUGAAGCUAGGCCUUACUGAGACUGUUCUUGCAGUUCCUGUUGCCAUUUUUAAGGCUUUUGUAGGUACUAUUGGUGAUAUUAAGGAGGGUUUUUUAAGGGUUUUUCUUAAGAGGCCAAAAAGAGGGGGUCCUAGAAGAACUAGAAGAAGUGGAUUUUCAAAGUUAGUUAGGUGGUUAGUGUCAUUUGGGGUGUUUGUGAUAGCCUACGAGAGAAUUGGUGGUAUGGGGUCAUUAUUGAUUCUUGUUUUAGGGUUCAUGUGUAGUACCAAAACUGCGGGUUCUACAUUUUCUGCUGUAUCUUCUUUUAAGAGCAACAGCUUCAAGCGUACUGCAAUCAGUGCAUUUUUCACGAGAGGGAUUUUAAAGAGAUUGAAAACCAUUGUGGCAAUUGGAUUAAUUGUUGGUAUGAUUGUAGGGUUUUUGGCUGGAUUGAUCUUUUUCUCUUAUAAGAUUGGUGUUGAAGGGAAAGAUGCAGUCAUUUCAUUGAAAUUGCAUGUGGAAGAGAAUAAUUAUGCAGAGAGAUUUGGCAUUAAGAAGUGGAUGGAUGAGAAUGAUGUUCCUGGAAAGGUAGAUAAGUACACCACCACCGUCUAUGAAACAGUGUCUGAGCAAAUAGAUAGUUUGGCAAUGCAAUACAAUUUGACGGAGCUUGUCACGGUGAUCAAGCAUUUUGUUAUUAGUACCCCAGCUGAUUCUUCUCAGGAAUCAGCUACGAUGAUGAACCCAUCACGUUACGCUGAGAAGCUUGUGAGUUUAAGAACCAAAGUUCGUAAUCGCGAAUGGGGAGAAAUUUAUACAGAAUUAGAUGCAAUUUUUAGGGAAUUGAUAAUCACCCGGGAGGAUCUUGUCGAGAAGGCAAAAGGGUUUGCUGUUCGAGGGAUGGAUGUGUCACAGCGUGUGUUUGCUAGCAGUGCAUCUGUUUUAGGUGGUGGUGCUAAGCUCAUGUUCUCUGUGGGAAAUUCCAUCAUCUCUGGGGCAGCUGAGCUUUUCAAUUUUGUAUCUCAGUCAAUGGUGUUCUUCUGGGUUUUGUAUUAUCUAAUUACAUCAGAGUCUGGUGGGGUAACUGAACAAGUAAUAUCCAUGGUUCCAAUUCCAAAAGCAGCAAGGACUAGGUGUGUUGAUGUUCUCAACAAUGCUAUUUCUGGAGUUCUUUUGGCUACUGCUGAGAUUGCAUUGUUCCAGGGAUGUCUUACAUGGCUUUUGUUUAGACUGUAUGACAUUCACUUCGUGUACGUGUCAACUGUGCUGGCAUUCAUCAGCCCUCUGCUUCCAAUCUUUCCACCUUGGUUUGCAACAAUUCCAGCUACUGUGCAACUGGUGCUAGAAAGUAGAUACAUACUGGCAAUUAGCUUGUCUAUUAUUCACAUUGUGCUUAUGGAUUAUGGUACAUCUGAAAUUCAGGAGGAUAUACCUGGUUACAGUGAAUAUCUUACUGGGCUCAGCAUUAUUGGUGGAAUGACGUUGUUCCCAUCUCCAGUGGAGGGAGCAAUAAUGGGGCCAUUGAUAACUACUGUUGUGAUUGGUCUUAAGGAUUUAUAUGCUGAAUUUGUUCUGGAAGACGCAAAGAAAAAUGAUUAGCAGAACGAUAAGUCUGAAACACUGCCAGUUCCAACUUCGAAUUCUUUUGUUUGCUACCUGUGAACUGAUGUAUAUUAGUUUGAGCCACUUUAAGCAGAAGCACAUAACUCGGCCAAUAUUUUUCUUCUCUUCUCACGCAGUUUGCUCAUUCAAUUGUAGUUUGGGUUUCUUUGUAGCAUAGAUGCCUACUUUGUAUUUUUCUUGUUGUUUGUAUCUUCUUGGUUGUUGGCAGCAGCAUGAAAAGUUGAAUUGUACAUUUUCAGUGUAUUUAUCGCCAUAAGGAUUUGUGGAA